Messenger RNA from Neolamprologus brichardi, 552 nucleotides. The record is from RefSeq and is a predicted model, not a curated record. NCBI's taxonomy places the organism in Eukaryota, Metazoa, Chordata, Actinopteri, Cichliformes, Cichlidae.
AUGACAUCACGUCUGCGUUUGCAGGAGUUCCUGUUGAACAUGGAGGACAGCGUGGACGAGACGGAGGCCGUGAAGCGCUACAACCAGUACAAGCUGGACUUCAGGCGGCAGCAGCUGCAGGACUUCUUCCUCCAGCACAAAGAGCAGGAGUGGUUCCGCUCCAAGUACCACCCCGAUGACAUCGCCACGAGGAAGGCAGAGUCUCUGGCCGCCCUCAAAACCCGACUCGGCGUCUUCCUCUUCCUCAUGGACAACAACUGGCUGGACAACGUAUCGCUCGACAUGGACCACGCCCCUGCCAUCAUUAAACUCCUCGAUGCAGCUGUGAUAAAGAUGGAGGGAGGAACCGACUUUGACCUGCAGGUCCUCGAGGUUCAGGCGAACGCAGCAGGAGGUGCUGGAGAUGCGAGCGGAGGAGGAGGUGUAGGCGAGAAGAGUCAGGCGGAUCCCAGCGGAGGAAGCGUGGGUGGUCAGACCAGCUCAGAGGCGACUGUGACUCAGACGAAGGAGACGGCGAGCGGUGACGCGGGCGAUAACAAAGACACAGAGAAG